Molecule: messenger RNA, 1266 nt
Organism: Cryptotermes secundus
Lineage: Eukaryota; Metazoa; Arthropoda; Insecta; Blattodea; Kalotermitidae
Product: glycosyltransferase-like domain-containing protein 1
Exons: 6
Coding region: 117-1238 (373 amino acids)
Source: RefSeq, a predicted model, not a curated record
CAAUUUACCGCUAUCUGCAGACGGAAUCUACACAUAAAAGCAAGAUUCUAAUGGUUUGUGAAUGGCUGACGUAAAUAGUCGGUGUGUAAUGAAUUAAGGAGGUUUGUUACUAAAAGAUGAAUGAAAGGUGCAGGGAUAGUGAAAGUCCGAACGAAAAAACAGUUCUUUUACUUGAGCCGUUUUACGGAGGUUCACAUAAACAGCUUAUGGACACUUUAAUCCAUGGUUUAAAUGAUGGAAGGAAAAUUAACUCAACAUUCCUAAUAUCCUUGCCAGCAAAGAAAUGGCACUGGAGGGCACGAACUAGUGCAUUGUACAUAUCACAAAUAAUACCAAAGAAACAUAAUUUCAAGGUUUUGUUUGCCAGCUGUGUACUAAAUCUUGCAGAGCUGGUUGCAUUACGUUCAGAUCUGUCCCAUAUUAGAAAGGUUGUCUAUUUUCAUGAAAAUCAACUGAUAUAUCCUGUCAGAAAAGAGAAGGAUCGGGACUUUCAGUAUGGAUACAAUCAAAUCUUGACAUGUCUUGUGGCUGAUAUUAUAUUGUUCAAUUCUAAGUACAAUCAAGAUUCAUUCUUGGACUCCAUAAGCAAGUUCCUCAAGUUACAACCAGAUUUUCGUCCCAAGGACCUGAAACAGCAGAUCGCUCCAAAAUGUAGAGUCCUCUACUUUCCAUUGAAGUUCCCUUCACUGGGACCUUUGAGAGAUUCAGACAACACAGUUCUCCAUUUAGUUUGGCCACACAGGUGGGAGCAUGAUAAAGAUCCUGCAACAUUCUUCCAUAUGUUGUUGAUGCUGGUGGAUGCUGGGCUUAACUUCCAUGUGUCAGUGCUUGGUGAAUCAUUUUCUGAAGUUCCUCCAGUGUUUGCUGAGGCUCGGACUCGUCUGGGCAAUCGGGUUGUCAACUGGGGUCACCAGAAAACAAAACAUGAAUAUUAUGAAAUACUAAGACAUGCUCAUAUUGCUAUAUCCACAGCUAAGCAUGAAUUCUACGGGGUGGCAAUGUUGGAAGCAACAUAUUAUGGAUGCUUUCCUCUGUGUCCAAACGCCUUAGUUUAUCCAGAGCUAUACCCAAAUGAAUGCCUUUACAAUAGUGAACAAGAACUCUUUAAAAUUCUUGAGAACUUUUGUCAAAAUCCAAAUUUGGCAAGACAUAUGAGACAUAGUCUUAAAAUGGAUUUCAAACGUUUCAGUGUUGAAUAUCUACUCAAUGAAUAUAAGCAUGUUCUGUUGCUAGACUGAUAAGGCAAAUACACAAAAUACAACACCA